UGGAGCAGAAAAUUAAUUCCUAUAUUCAUGGAACCAUUAAUGGAAAAUGUUACCGCUGUCAAAGGUCAAGAUGUUGAGUUCAUGUGUCGAGUUGCCAAACUUGGAAAGCAUAUGAUUGCAUUCGUACGAGCAGGUACUCCACCGAGGUUAAUCGCAUUUGAUGAAAAAGUAUUUCGGCAGCGUACAAAGUAUGAAAUUAAAUUAUCUGCAAAAGAUAAUAUACGCAUUUUGGUGGUAAAGAAUGUUCAGGAAAAUGACAUAGGUGGUUAUACUUGUCAACUGAAUACUGAUCCGGUAAUUUCCAAAACUGGUUACCUUCAUCUUAAAGGCAAGUUUAUCUUUGUUUACAAUUUUAUAGUUCCACCUUAUGUAGCUCGAACGACGGCAUCAGUUGUAGAGGUACGAGAAGGGCACAACGUAACCUUGUCUUGUCGAGCAUUCGGUGAUCCACCUCCAACUGUAAUUUGGAGGAGACAAGAUCGACAGAUAAUCCGAUUUAAUGGAGCUACCGGAUAUGGAGCAAGUAUAUUUAAUGGAUCAGAUCUGACAAUAACAAAGGUUAAUCGCAAACAUAUGAGUGAAUAUGUAUGCGUCGCAAGUAAUGGUAUACCACCAGAUGAGUCAUGGAGUGUCAAGUUAUACGUUACUUUUGUACCUCUUGUAGUACCACAAGCUGAAAACGUUCAAGUAGCCCUUGGAGGACAGAUAAGUUUAAUUUGUAACGUUGAAGCUUGGCCAAAACCCGUUGUGCACUGGGAAAAAGACGGACGUAAAAUAUCCGAUUCGUCAAUAUUUUCUCUCUCUAAUCAAAUGUCAGAAAAAUAUCGAAGCAUUCAUGUGUUAGUAAUCAAAAAUGUUGGCAAGAGUGAAUUUGGUAAGUAUCGAUGUAUUGCUCAAAAUGACAAUGGCGAACAUUCUGCUGAUAUUACUUUACAAAGUAAAAAAUUUUUCUAA
This is a messenger RNA of Thelazia callipaeda (thelaziosis nematode), 954 nucleotides long. The record is from the annotation of a GenBank genome assembly. Lineage: Eukaryota; Metazoa; Nematoda; Chromadorea; Rhabditida; Thelaziidae.